AAUAAGUGUGCCACAUUUAAUGUUAAUUUUGGAACAUCGUUCAUGACAUUUUCUGGGUGUAUUAAAUAAACUUUAGACACAUAAUUCGACGGGAGCUUCCGAGCUAAGAAACGGGCUUUACGGCUUCACAGAGAAAACCUAAUAUAGCACAUAAGUCGAUAAACGUGCAAUCAAAUCCCGGCAGAUCGGCCCAACAGGGCGGCAGUUCUUCCGUCACAAAACCCAUUUUCCGUGUGUCGUGUCCGUCGGCGACGGUCGCGGUCCUCCCUCGUUUCUUCCAAGCGGCCCUCCGUUCCGCAAAACGGAGCCGCCUCGCCGUCCGUCCCGCCGUCACUCGGUUAGUCCGCCGCCGCCGGUCCCGCUCCGGUCCAAGGAAGGCGGCCGGAGUGCAGUUUCCAUUAAAACACACGUUUCGAGUUUUCGGGAUCAAUAAUUCCUGUGUGGGUCCUGGGAAAACGUGUGCGCGCGUCUGCACCGAACCUAUCCGCUCCGCCAUAACGAUCCCAGUAGUCGCGUUGGACAGUCGUCCGGGACACCGAACGGGCACCGAGCCGCACUCUCACGCUCAGCUUGCAUGCGGGACCUCAUUUCCCAAAACGUAUUCCGUUGAUUUCCCGUUACGCGUUACCGGUGGUUCAGCACCGCUGCAUCGGUGUAUGGUGUAAGAACAAGGUGCCUCGGAUGAAAUCACACGAUCCUUUUGCUGGUUAUGCGAAAGACAUGCAAGUCGUCGGUUGUAUGUGGGGGUGAGUGUGGGCGUGAUGGGGCGGGGGCAGAGCUCGCCCAUGGAGCUCGGCUAGAGGCGUGCGCCCCUGCCCGGCUGUCCGGCCACACCUAGGCCCACGCAUGGAGUCGGACCACCGGGACCACCGCUGCCAUAGGCCUAGCGCCUUUGACAAAAUGGAGGGGCUGAUGCGAGAGAUGCAGGACACGGAUCACGGGGGCGUUCCAGUGAGAAGCCAAAAACUAUUUCUAACAUCAAUUCCUUCAGCUUUCAUGGGUUGCUUAGCUAGCUAUUAUGGAAUUUGGACUCCAGUGUUCAAAGGUUAUGACAUGAUUGAGUGGCUGAUGGAGCGCCUCGAAAUUGAAGAAUCAGAGGCUCUCAAUAUAGCCAACCAACUAUGUCAGUACGGUUAUUUUUUCCCUAUAAGCGACUCGAAAAAUUUAGCUGUUAAAGAUGAUAGUUCCCUCUACAGAUUUCAGUCUCCUUAUUAUUGGCCUUGGCAAAAUCGUCCACCUGAUAAUGUUGAGUACGCCAUUUAUCUAGCGAAAAGGACUUUAAGGAACAAGCAAAGACAUGGUUUAGAAGAAUACGAGCUAGAGGCUUUGAGCAAUUUGAAGAAGAACUUGGCUAACAAAUGGGAUUUUAUAACGAUGCAAGCAGAAGAACAGAUAAAAUUGGCUAAGGUGUUGAAGAAAGGAGACAAGAUCGUGAGCGACUCUCAGGAAAGAGCCUAUUGGCGUGUUCACAGACCUCCGCCGGGUGUGGUGGCCCCUUUAGAGCAAUGUCCGGUGCCCACAAGAAGCUGGAACGGUUCAAGGACUAGAAGGAGGACUAUAGAAGACUGCAGAAGAGAGGUGGAACUACUAAAAAACAGCUUAUCGAGAACAAGGGUAAAAGUAUCUCAAGCCCUUGAAAGCAUGAUUCAACAUGUACAAACGUAUCAUGAUUACGACCCCCUCACAAACGCUCAGCUCCCUCCAAACCCGUGGGUCAGCGAAGACACAACCUACUGGCAACUAAACAGUCCUUUAAUGGACUGUCCACCUACAAGUAGAGUGAAAAGAUGGGCCAUAUCCAUGGAAGAACUAGUAUCGGAUCCCACAGGCUUACGAGAAUUUACUCAAUACCUUAAGAAAGAGUACAGCCACGAAAACAUUAGAUUCUGGAGGGCUGUCAAUGACUUGAGAAGAUCCGCUCAGUCUCAAAUACCCAGGAUGGUCGAAGCGAUAUUUAAAGAGUUCUUAGCACCCGCAGCUCCUUGCGAGAUCAAUAUCGACGGUAAAACUAUGGAAAAAAUACACCAAGAAAUGAAAAACCCAACCAGGUUCACAUUCGACGCUGCCCAAGAACAUGUAUAUACUUUGUUGCUAAAAAAAGAUUGUUAUCCUAGAUUUAUUAGGUCCGAGUACUACAAAACGUUACUAGCGAAUGGCAACUACCCCAUACAAAAGAAAAGAUUCUUCGGUUUCGGCCCGACAAAGAAGAAAACAUCAACGAGCACAGCGCCCCUACCCCAGCUGGUGCAACAGUCGGGCGGAACGGCGCAGGGCGGCAGCGGGGCGGGUUCGUCGGUCUGCGCCGGCGCCUCCUCGCUGACCAAGAGACGCGGAAGCGAUCGCAGCCUUUCGGGGUCGGCGCACGAACUCGCCGUCGCCGGCGUCAAGGACCCCAAGGUGCCGCACUCGCACUCCCAGAGCAACCUCAGCGACAUACCCUACAGGGGAGACUUGGCGAACCUUCCCUCUAAUUCCGGCCCUUCGAUGGCUGCCACAGAGCCCAGCCCAGUGAAGAAACCAAGUAUCGCAAUAGUAGCGGGCGCGUCCACAUCGGAGGACGUCUGCCCUUGGGAGAGCGGGCCCCAACAACAGCACGAGCCCAGAUCAAGGAAGAAUUCAACGCAGCUGGACUCGGGAAGCUCGUCUUCGGACAUCAGCGUCGCCGUCGCUGAUGUCACGGAAAGGGUACAAAGGACGAGCAUCCUGACGCAGCAGCACACCCUUGACGGCGGCGGUCUGUGCACCGGCCGCUCGCUGACCGCCAAAUCGGCGGAGCCGGUCCGACGCGCCUCCGUCUCCGUGCCAAUCCAGCACAGCGGCGCGGACGGCACCCGCCGCAAAGUCAGCUCCUUCGAGGACAACAGCUCCGCAGCGACCAGCACCUCCUCGUCUGUGUUCACCCUACCCGCUGAGACCGCACCGCAAGAAGGUACGAGCGGCAAAAAGGGCGAGGUAGACGAGAGUGCGGACAAAACUGUAACCAAGAGCCACAGCCUGGCCAAGACUUGUUCAGUGGCGCCAAUAAUCAGUGUCAGUUCAGUGGCGGACGACUUACCCAGCGAAGAUUCGACGGCCGAAACUGAAAUACCGAUCGUAGCUCCCACGGCCGAGCCGGAGGAAGUGACCGAAGCGACGGAAGCGACCGAACCUUCGGAGGAGGUGUCCGCGCCCUCCCAGGAACCGGAAGCGGAUUUAGCACUUCCGGAACCUUUGGCGCCGUUGGCGGUGCCGGAUAGUGAGUCGCCGGCCAGCGAGGCGCCGCCCUCCGAGUUGGGGGAGGCGACUGGAGGACAGGAGGGAGCGGAUGCGGAGGCCAAAAGCAACGACGUGUGUCCGUGGGAAGACGAGGAAACAUGUAAAGUGGACACACCAUUUGUGAAGACCUACGCCACCCUGGGAUAUCUGUAAUCAACUUCAACAAUGGUACUACUGUCCUAAAAAAUAAAAAUAUAUUGCUCACAAAAAUCGAAUAGUAAUGUUUCGUAAAAAUUCGAACAACCUGCUUUGAUAAAACCAAACACAGAUGAACAUGGUCCCAAUAAUCCAUUUGAUCCAUUUAAACGGAUAAAACAAAUGAAGUUGUCAGUAUGUAUUUCCUUUACAUAUCUUCGACGAUAUAAUAUCAAUGGGCCAGAUAUUUGUCUUUACAUUUUAACUACAUUGUGUGUGAAACAAUAAAUAAUUUGAACGAGAAGAUUAAAUGAAUAAACAACCGAUUAGCUAAAAUGUUGUGGGACAAAAGGUUUAUUUAAUCUUCGUCUAUUCUAAACAAUUCUGGUAAGGGCAUCAAACAUAUUAAACCUAAAUUGUCCAAAACCGUUUAUCAACGCUAAUGAUGUUAUUUGUCUGGCUUUAUAUAAUUAAUGUGAGUUAUCAGAGGUUUCAUAGGUAGCUUAGAACAUAGGUUAUAAGAAUCUUGAUGUUUGAUGUGCUUUAUAGUAAUUAUAUUAUAAAAAAAGAUAACGGCAACAUCAGCGUUAGUAAACAUUUUGAUUAGGAAAAUGGCACUUUUAUUUUUCGGAACAACCUCACAACAUCAAUCUCAGAACAUUGCACCCUUUCCGUAUAUCGAAAUUUUAAAAAAAAAAACAUUCGGGUUUUUUAACACAGUUGGCGUAUAGUAAAGAAUUUCUUGUGGGAAGAUUUUUAAAAUUUCGGCAAUUGUUUAGGCAAAUUUUCAGUUUAGGAAGGUUGUUCUUUUCAAAAAACGGUUAUUUAUAACGGUCGACAAAGUAACCACGGAUUGGAAUAUCUGUGAGCCCUUAAAUUCAAAUCUGUGGUAAAUUAAUUUACUUUGCAACGACAUUCCAACCAGUUAGAGAAUACACACCGGUUUAUAUUUAGCCCAAGACGUUCAAUGAUAACAGUAUAACAUUGUUGUUAUAAUCGUAUAUAAUCGUUAGCAUACAUACAUAUAUUAUAGAUGUGAAGAUAAUAAAGAAUAAAAUAAAAGUUAAAAAUAUAAUAUUAUAAAGGUACAAUGCUAAACUCAAAAAAAAAAAAAAUGUUAUAACCACUUUCGUAAAUUUUAAGCACGUAUACUACCAUAUAGUUUUAAGAUGUGUUUUAGAUGUAGCUUAAUUAGUGGAUGUAUGGGUAACCCACAGCGUAUUUUCUGACUGUGACACUUUAGUUCGUGCAGAUACGUUUAAAUGUUUGAUGCCGUUAAUAAUAAUUAAAACAGUUAACACCCAAGCAGGUAACCAUACAUACAUUCUUGAAACACUUAUUAAAAGUUUCAUCCCUAGCAAUUCUAUAGUAUUCUAUUCAAUUUGUGAGCAAAACAUUCUACAAAUGCAAAUAAAAAUUAUUUAAGUGGCUGCAAAAGCCUUAAUUUUGGCCUAUACGCAUAUUAUUGUUAAAUUAUCAGUAAAGUAGAAUGACUGUUAUGCUUUUGGAAAAUGUAUAAACAUGGAGAAAAUUUAGUGGCCUGUCAAAUAAGGGAGAUGUAAAUAAGGCUCAAUAUAAAGCUUUGAGUCUAAAUUGAAAAACAAAAAUGAAAAAAAUACUCAAUUAACAAUGUAAUGUUACUUAUUGAUGCUAUUUUUAUGAAUAAAUGUUUUGUCUUUUAGGUAAAAAAUUAAAAUGAUGUGGUACGCAUCUGAUAUUUAAAAGUCAUUACCAGAUGCAGAUUGUUAGCUAUGUAAAUAGUUUUAUAAUAUUAGCUGAUAUACAUUAUUAUUACGAUUAUUAUGAAAUGUUACCACUUAAUGUUCUUAAAAUUUAUUUAAUAGAAUUGUUAAUAGAUAAUGUUAUUAUGAAAUUAUUGUAGAAUAAUAAAAUAAAAACAUUCUGUA
This is a messenger RNA of Aethina tumida (small hive beetle), 5297 nucleotides long. Its product is annotated as regulator of G-protein signaling 11. Gene Ontology annotation, biological process: regulation of G protein-coupled receptor signaling pathway; intracellular signal transduction; G protein-coupled receptor signaling pathway. Bases 847 to 3408 code for a protein of 853 amino acids. The record is from RefSeq and is a predicted model, not a curated record. Lineage: Eukaryota; Metazoa; Arthropoda; Insecta; Coleoptera; Nitidulidae. The transcript has 17 exons.